Messenger RNA from Ostertagia ostertagi, 591 nucleotides. The record is from the annotation of a GenBank genome assembly. Lineage: Eukaryota; Metazoa; Nematoda; Chromadorea; Rhabditida; Trichostrongylidae.
AUGAGCCCUUCGUCACUUGUAAGUCGAAUUCAGCUUUCGAUUGAUUUGGCACCGUCACUCACUAAAAAUGCAUUCGUACAUCCUUUUUCUGGUUAUAAUUGUAAGGAAAACGUUCCCGAAAAAAUUCAAGUAUUUCUGGCAAAUGCCAUAAAUUCGAAGCGUAAGGAAUACAACAGCGCAGUAAAGUUACUAUUGGGACACGUCGAGUUUGACUGCUCUCUUGCAGGAGAAGCCUUCACACAUGAAUACCAAAGCAAAGUACAUGACGGCUUCCAUUCGAUAGUCGAAAGAAAUCUCGAAGAAGCUAUCACAGAAACUUUGGAGAAAGCAAUUGGGAAGGCCGAUAAAGAAGAGAUUUGGUUUGGCACGUACAAGGCUACUAAGGUUGGAUGCGGUAUUAAGCUUAUAACUGAGAAAGAAAAUGGUAAACACUGGCUAGUUCUCCGAUGCAAAUUCAGUACAGUAAAGAGGAAAUCCACGCAAAUAACCUGGUGUGCUUUGAAUAUUUCGAAAAGAGCGACAGCGAAUAGCGUUACAUUUGACGGAGUUCAAAGUAGUUAUAUAAUCCGAAUGAAGAUGUAUUUACUCCCA